AUGUCGGGUGAUGUGCUGCUGCUGCUGUACCACUGUUUGCUGCAGUCCCCCCUAUUUCCUGUGGAUGUAGAUGUGGUCAUUGGGGACACAGUCUCGAGAUCUGCAGGUUUCCAUGGAAACGGAGAUUCACAAAAGGUUCUGCCUACAACAGUACAAUUCUGGGGCCGGUUUACUAGUUGCUACCAACUUCUUACUAACGAAAAGGCCGAUUUGGAGGCCACUCAUGUCGUCAAACGGACGCCGCUACAUCUAGCGUCCAUCCAUGGACACACAGCGAUUGCGCCUGCUCUUGUGGCCUAUAGUGCGAAUGUGAAAGCUAAGGAUCAGUUUGGUUGCACUCCAUUACACCGGACAUGCGAAGAAGGACACACAGAGAUUGUUGAGUUGCUACUAUCAAAACGAGCGGCCCUAGACUGUAUAAACAAGGUACGUAUGACUGGUGCAUACCACGUGGAGGUGCUAUUCUCGUACCUACGGACGCGACAAUGA
Molecule: messenger RNA, 489 nt
Organism: Sphaeroforma arctica JP610
Lineage: Eukaryota; Ichthyosporea; Ichthyophonida
Exons: 5
Coding region: 1-489 (162 amino acids)
Molecular function (GO): protein binding
Source: RefSeq, a predicted model, not a curated record